CCGAGAAAUGCUGUACAUGUCGGAAAUACAAAUACUGUGUGUAGCCAAUAGACUAACGUCCUUCUCUUCCUCUUUACAUUCACCAUAGUAAAGCACACAGAGAGAAAGAGAGCAUGUACCGUACGAUCUGAAAUUUGAUUGGUUACUGUUCUUCAAGUGUGGACGAUUGUACAAAGAGUGAGAGAAAGAGAGGGUCGAAGUUCCUUUUUUAUAGUGCUUUUCUUCCUUUUGUUGCUUUUACUACCUUUUUCCUCUUUUUGCUUGCUUCCUAAUGGACAAAACGGUGAAUGCUUCACCGCUCGACGCUUUACCUCCUCAGGAAGCAGUUAAGGAUAUUGCAGGCGUAUAUUCUAGACUCCAAGCUGUUAUCGAGAAGAAGGUUCAAAAUGAUCCCAUGAACCCUGAAGCAAAGUAUAUUCCUUUACCACCCUCUCUUCCCAUGUCACCGAGUUCCUCGUCACCAACUCCAUUACGCACCACUCCUCCUAUUUCUCCCGGGACAAACAACAUUAGCCCUAUUCAUAGUAGAAACAGAUUGUCGACGCCUCGGUCAUCGUCGUCCAGCGAAAAGAACAGCAACAGUAACGACGACAAAGACGAAAACGAUAACGACAACGACGACAAGGCUCCGUGUUCCUGCCAGGACAUUUUGGCCUCUAAAGAAUCGACGACCUGUACCCUGUGUAAUCGUGACAUUCCGGUUAUGAAAGCAUUGCACAAAGAACGAGAAUCACACAAACAAGAGAUUCAAGACCUCGAGCAACGAGUGCAGGAAGAACAAACCAGGAUUGCUCGACAGCUAGAGGAAAUCGAAGCACUCCAGACUGCAGUCAGCGAAGUCGGAAAAAAGCUGGAUAUAAAGGAGGGCGAAUUCCAGGCCUUGCAAAGCGACAUGGAAAUGCUCAACGACAAGUACGUCGACGAAAUCGAGCGCGUGGCCGAGAUACAGCAUUCAAAAGAUAUGGUCGAGAAUGAAUUGGAAGACUUAUCUCGACGACUGUUUGAAGAGGCGAACGGCAUGGUCGCCAAUGAAAAGCGCGAAAAACACAACUUGGAAAUUGCCCAGAAGCAUCUGGAAAAGCAGCUAACAGAAACGCAAGAACGACUGGCUGCAGAACAGAUGCAACUAAAAGAACUGCGUCUGAAGAUGGAAGAAAUGGCACAGGAGCAACAACAACAACUACAACUACAACAGCAACGGCAAUCAUCGUCGUCUGUGGCAACGAGUGCUAGAAACAGCUUAACGGCAGCCGAUGCAGAGUCAACGUACAGCAAUCAAACUGAUCCAGAACACCGAGCCGCUCGAGACCUAGCAGCCAUCCUUCCAUCCAACAACAACAACAACAACAGUAGUAAUGAUAAUAUUAGCAAUAACAGCAACACGCAUAUCGUCACCCCAUCACCUCCACUCUCCUCGAUACCCAGCACGGUCGACCAGAUGCUGCUUAAUGAAUUCGAGGAAUUCGUCAAGUUCAGCGCGUCUGUGCCCCUGAAAAAGCUUCAAACGAUCUCCUUUCUAAAAUUUUGCCAGGCAGAAGACGUCGAGCCUUGCUUGCGCUUUGGUGCCAACGCGCGAUUGUCUGCGCGCAAAAUUGCAGAGGCCAUUGUCAUGAACACUUGUUUCAUUGAAGAAACGCCGCCUGGAUUUGCUGAAGAGCAAGCUCAAAGACCACCUGAUAUGCCAUUACGGAUAUCCGCCUCCAAGGUGCUUCUAUGGGAGCGUAUUAGCAAUGGAGGAAACACUCAAAACUUUAUUGGCGCCUGCCAGGCGUGUGGACGACAAGAUCAAUACCCGUUACCGUACCGGUUCCGUACAUCCUACUUCGACGAUUGGGCGUGCAUCGAUCGCUUCUGUCGCGACCGACUUGUGGCCGUCUGUGAGUUUUAUGUGUUUAUUCGAAACGUUCGCCAAGGAUACUACAGUAGUCGCAGUGUUCACGACCUUUAUCGGGAAGCAAUGCGUCUACGUUUGCAAAUGUUCUAUGCCCGAAUGGGGGCGUUGCCAUGGACCCUUCGUAACUUAGGAGUCAAGACGGAUGAACUUGGCAAGGCUACAGCCGUAGCACCGCAAAUUCGGAUACCACCUUCUGUGAGUGAAUCAUCACCGUUACCACGUACGAAAUCGGUAUCAACGACAACAGCGAAUGCUGCUGGCUCGCCUAGAAGUGAAAGGUUCGAGCGGGUAGCUCGUCCUACGAGUGUCGAUGGCCGUUCAUCGCUUCCAUUGCCACCACCAUCACCAUCAGAUAAACCCGACAUGACUACUAGUGCAGCCGCCGCUGCCGCUGCCGCUACCGUUGUGCUUUCUUGAAGACACUUCUUCUCCUCGGUUUUUUAAUCUUCUUCUUCUACUACUAUACUACCUAUUAUUACCUAAAUUUACUAUAUGACCCUUGUCUCCUUUCUUUUAUUCCCUUCUUUCUUACCGCUGUACGUAUUUUCUCUUGUCAUGUGACAUACAACACACCCACGAUCCAUCAUCCACUCACACUACGACACACACCAUUAUUAAAGCUGAUAUUAAGCCGUUUUGAUUUGUUUCUACACAAAAAACUACGCUUAUCAUAAAAUUAAUUAGUACUAU
Zychaea mexicana is the source of this 2584-nucleotide messenger RNA. RefSeq lists its product as uncharacterized. The record is from RefSeq and is a predicted model, not a curated record. The coding region runs from base 272 to 2311 and encodes 679 amino acids. Gene Ontology annotation, cellular component: cell tip; Golgi to plasma membrane transport vesicle. Gene Ontology annotation, molecular function: guanyl-nucleotide exchange factor activity. NCBI's taxonomy places the organism in Eukaryota, Fungi, Mucoromycota, Mucoromycetes, Mucorales, Lichtheimiaceae. Gene Ontology annotation, biological process: exocytosis. The transcript is spliced from 2 exons.